GCCAAUAAAACUAAAUGGGUCCAGUCACUGGAAUGACUCCGGAUAAGAAAGCUGAAACGCCGGGAGCAGAAAGAGCCGCGGGAUUGAGGCAGCUCCACAGAAUGGGAAGUUUGCCCGAGGCGGUCGAUGCCGGGAGGCCCAAGGCCACCGUGGUGGACAGCGACUCCACGGACGACGAGCUCACAAACUUGAACUGGCUGCACGAAAGCACUAACCUGCUCACAAACUUCAGCCUCGGAAGCGAGGGCCAUCCCAUCGUCAGCCCGUUGUACGACAUUGAGGGCGACAGCUUGCCGUCCUUCUCGCCUUCCGGCUACCAGAACCCGGAGAAAAAGUCAGCCACUUCCAAACCCCCCUACUCCUUUAGCCUUCUCAUUUACAUGGCUAUUGAACAUUCUCCAAAUAAGAGCUUGCCAGUCAAGGAGAUCUACAGCUGGAUUCUGGAGCGCUUCCCCUACUUUGCCACAGCGCCCACGGGYUGGAAGAACUCCGUCCGACACAACCUUUCCUUGAACAAGUGUUUCCGAAAGGUGGAGAGAAGCCAUGGCAAGGUGAACGGAAAAGGUUCCUUAUGGUGCGUUGAUCCAGAGUACAAGCCUAAUCUCGUGCAAGCGCUGAAGAAGCAACCUUUCCCCUCGGCGCUUGCGCUCUAUACUCCGCCGGCAUCGCCGCCGAGUAGGUCAUCGUCUCCUCACUACCUAACUUCAGUCCUCAAGCAGAGUCACGGCCGAUCCCUCAAAGAAUCCGAUAUUGAUGCUGCUACUGCAAUGAUGCUGUUAAAUACUUCCAUUGAACAAGGGAUGUUAGACUGUGAGAAACCUCAGCCUCUGAAGACCCCCAAGAAGAGGAGUUAUGGCAGCGCCUUUAAUUCUCCCAGCUCCAUAAAUCUGCCGGAGGGCGAUUCUGCGGCGGCCAACAUCGAUCCGAAGGAGGAUCACAAUUACAGCGCCAGCAGCCUGGGCUCGCAGCGCUGCGCCUCCCGAUCCAGCGUGUCUUCCCUGUCCUCCGUAGAUGAGGUCUACGAAUUUAUCUCCAAGAGCAGCCAUGCGGGAAGCGACGGCAGCGAAGGAUUUCACAGCGAGGUGGAUACAGACGUUGACUACGAGGACGAUCCUCUUGGAGACAGUGGCUAUGCACCGCAACCGCGCGUAGAUACCUCUGACAAGAGUCAGCCCAGCAACAAAGCACUCAAGGAGCUAUGUCAGGAAAUUGAUGAGGAGCUGAAGGAAGCAGCGGGGUCCCUGCUGCACCUUGCAGGCGUCCGAACGUGCUUGGGUUCCUUGAUAAGUACUGCAAAGACCCACAGUCACAAGCAAAGGAAAAAAUAGUGUGCUUGUCAGUGCUGAAUAUAUACGUAUAUUUUUUUUAAGUGUGGCAAUACUCUUCUACUUUUACCCUUCACAAGGGAGAUCAAAGCCAUAAGAGGACUCAUUUGCUUUUUUAUUUUUUGGCGCUGAUUAUAAUUUAGCCAUUUAUUUUUAAAUCACUGCCUAAAAGAAAAAAAAAAAUCUUUUCAAAUUAGAAGAGAUGCAUGACUUGUGAAAACCUGAAAGCAUACUCCUUAAUGAUCACUCUUUUUUCCUUUUUUUUUGUUUUUUUGUUUUUAAUAGCUGAUUAUUUCCACAGCUACGUUCAUUCAGAUGCACACUGUGGAUCCUAUUUACCUCUCUGCCAGCCCUUUCUGCAGAGGUGCAUUUUGCCCUGUCUAAGGGCUCUGACUUCCAUGUA
Molecule: messenger RNA, 1728 nt
Organism: Nothoprocta perdicaria
Lineage: Eukaryota; Metazoa; Chordata; Aves; Tinamiformes; Tinamidae
Gene: FOXN2
Product: forkhead box N2
Exons: 5
Coding region: 15-1328 (437 amino acids)
Biological process (GO): regulation of DNA-templated transcription
Cellular component (GO): nucleus
Molecular function (GO): cis-regulatory region sequence-specific DNA binding; DNA-binding transcription factor activity
Source: RefSeq, a predicted model, not a curated record